AGAUUGUGAGGGCGAUGACCCAUUUGAUCAACAAUGGCAUGUCCAUGUACUGGGGGACAUCACGAUGGUCUGCCAUGGAGAUUAUGGUAAGUAGGCAGAAUUUCUCACAACUUCACAAUAUGUCAACUUCAUAUUCUCUUCAGCAGUAAGUAGACCUGCACGAUCUGUCCACAUGAUUCACUGUAGCACUGUAGCAUGCUUGGGAUAUAAAUGCUUUUGAAGUCUGACAUUAGAGAGUAAACAAACAUUAUAGGGGUUGAAAAGGUGAAUGAAGUCUGAAAGGUUCAGGUGCUGUCUUGUAAUAUCAAUAUUUUGAAGAUAUGGAAGUUUGGUCUGAUAUUAACAAGAGAAGUUUGAAAAGGUGAACAGAGUCAGCAUGGUUCUCACCUUGGUUCCUUAACCCCCCCACCUCCUCCUCCCCUCCCCUCCCCUCCCCUCUUCCCUUCUCCUCUCUCUUUCUCAUUCUUUCAGGAAGCAUACUCGGUUGCGCGGCAGUUUAACCUGAUCCCUCCAGUGUGUGAGCAGGCUGAGUACCACUUCUUCCAGAGGGACAAGGUGGAGACACAGCUACCUGAGCUCUACCAUAAGAUAGGCACGUGUAAUAGCAACACCUUCUCACAAACUCACUAGAUUUUAGAUUUGUCAAACUUUGGGACUGCAUUCAAAUGUCCUAUAACGCCCUUGAAAUGCACGACCAGGAUCAAACUGGUAGUAGUUCACCCCAAAAUUCAAAGUUUGUCAAAAGUGGUCUAAAGUGGAGCUGAGUCAAUAUUCCUUACCACAAAAGGUCAACUCUAGAUACCAGUACUUUUGUCCUUCAGUACCAUGAUCAUCUGAUGAUUACCCUGCCUGUCAUGUGACCUAACUCCCAUGUGCCAUUGCAGGUGUGGGUGUGGUCUCCUGGUCGCCUCUAGCCUGUGGAAUCAUCACUGGGAAGUAUGAGAAUGGUAUCCCAGAAUGCUCCAGGGCCUCCAUGAAGGUACUGCUCAUAUCCGCUUGUCCCAACGACAUCUGAGGGGAAUGUCAGCUUGGUCCUCAGGUCUAAGACUGUUCUUCUCCUUCUCUUCCAGCAGUACGCCUGGUUGAAGGAUAAGAUAGUGAGUGAAGACGGGAGGAAACAGCAGGCCAAGCUGAAGGAGCUCACUAUCAUCUCUGAGAAGCUGGGCUGCACUCUGCCACAAUUAGCCAUCGGUAAGAUAUCAGUAACACAAAUGCUGAAAAGAUAAAGUUGAUGGUUUUCACGAAAUCUAACAUGAAAUCUCAGACUCAGACGUACAUUUUUUUUUUCCGUUACAAAAUGUUUUCUGUUGCAUGUCCUAAUGAACUCAACCCUGUUACCUCCCCUUCUCUCUCUCUGCAGCCUGGUGUCUGAGGAAUGAAGGAGUGAGCUCAGUGCUGCUGGGAACAUCCAACCCCAUCCAGCUUGCAGAGAACCUGAGGGCCAUGGAGGCAAGGAGCAUCUCUUAUAUACUUUACUGUCUUCAUUAGGGGAAGAACUCCGUUGAAGAAUACAUUUUAAGCUGUUUUAGGCCCAAUGCCAAAUCGACCCCUAGACCCUAUGCCCACAGGAGGUUGGUGGCACCUUAAUUGGGGAGAAUGGGCUCAUGGUAAUAACUGGAGCGGCAUUAGUGGAAUGGUAACAAAAACAUAAAAUACAUGGUUUCCAGGUGUUUGAUGCCAUUCCAUUGAUGCCGUUCCAGACAUUAUUAUGAGCCGUCCUCCCCUCAGCAGCCUCCUGUGCCUAUGCCCUAUGUACUUGUGGAGAUCUGAGAGGAUUUAACAGGUGUAAGGAAUACAGUAACAGCACCGCUGAUAGGCUAGGUGGAAGUUUAACCAUAUGUCUUAUACCAAAUCAAAUCAUCUUAGAUCUCCACAAGUGCAUAGGAUGUAGUAGCCUGGCGAGCCACCCCGAUCUCGCUAUCAUCGAUAGAUCAGGUUGGCUGGCGAGGCUAAGGGUGCAGGGUUUAGGGGUCGAUUUGGGAUACUGACAUCUAUUUUUCAGCACUCAAACUGCUCGCCUUCUCUAGUCUAGGCCUACAUUGUUUAUUUACUAGUUUGGAUGCCUAUUGCAGUGUAGUUACUAACUACUACUACCAACAUAACAACUAACUGAAUCAAUGGUAUUGUUUCUCCUCUUCAUGUAUUCUAGGUCAUUCCAAAGAUGACUGCAGGCAUUGCCACAGAGAUUGACCACGUCUUGGGAAACCGACCCCACAGUAAGAAGGACUUCCAACAAGCACAU
Molecule: messenger RNA, 2242 nt
Organism: Coregonus sp. 'balchen'
Lineage: Eukaryota; Metazoa; Chordata; Actinopteri; Salmoniformes; Salmonidae
Source: the annotation of a GenBank genome assembly